Adineta ricciae is the source of this 252-nucleotide messenger RNA. Lineage: Eukaryota; Metazoa; Rotifera; Eurotatoria; Adinetida; Adinetidae. The record is from the annotation of a GenBank genome assembly.
AUGAAACAACAACGUUUGGUCGCAGCCGCCGCUCGAAAAAAACGUCUCAUUACUCGAAUUAUCACUGUUAUCGGACUGUUAAUGAUUCUUCUGUGCGCAGGUAUAGUUGCACUUACACUCAAAAUGGCACCGAAAAUCGACGAACUUGUGCGGACGAAAGCAGGUCCACACCCGUCAGUCCACCUUCAAUCUCGUUUCACAACAUUAUCGUCUAAUUUGCAUAACUCUUCUACAAAUAGUUCAUUGAAAUAG